CAGAGGUAGAGAUGAUGGUAUGGCUGUCUAUUCGCAAUUAUAUAUAACUCCAUUGUAUAUUAAAAAGACAUCUCACUAUUGCUGCAAAGAACCACUGUGCAGGGGCUUUUGGUCCUCCCUAAAGGAGAGCAACAGUAUCUAGGAAAUUAAUUAUUCCCUCCAGGAUAAAUGCAAAACUGCAGAAACCAUUUGCUAAACAUGACCAGCUUUCUCAAGAAGGCAGAGUCCUUCCUCUGGCAUUCUUUAUUAGAGACCAUUUAUCAAUUUCUACCUAUUAUUACGGAUAAUUGAGGGAAACCUGCGACGAUGGCAAUUUAUUGGCAUUUUUCUUGGGCUCAGACGCAGCGUAUUUUGAAACUGGUAUCAAUAGUGGCCCUGCCUGCAAACUUCCUUGGUCAGAGGCGGUGGUGGUGAGCUGAAAGGUGGUGGGGCCUCGGCUACCCGGCUUUCUGCUCAUAAAUCAGCAUCGUAAAACAUCCUACAAGUGUUGUGAUGGCGCUGAAGGCAUUAAAAUGUGCUUGCAAGCCGAAUCUGUUGUAGUCAUUCUUGGUGGCAGAGGGGAGUGACAAGACGCUCCCACGUGGCGGGGUAGUAGCGCGGCAUAAUAAAGCGCGGUUUGCUCCAUGUGUGUCACAGAUUUCCCGGGGUUUCUCGAAGGCUUUUCCAAGUUACGCCUUAUCCUCUUUGCAGUCAUCCUGGCCCCAGCUGUGCAUCGGCCUUUGACUCCAUCUGUCCUUCCGCUGGGCACGAGUCUCUCGCCAAAAGAACACAAGUUUGGCUCCCCAAAGUGAUUACAACCCCCACCCUCUCUGUCAGCCUGAGCCCAGCGUCAGGCCGGCUGCUGAAGGGACCGUCUAGAGGUUGAGGGGGCAGGGCGUGCAGAGGCUGCGCCCCUCACCUCCCCGCACCCACCGUCCCUUUGCUCGGAAAGCCUGGCCGACGCCCCGUCCGCGCUACCCCCACCGCCGCACGGUCCAAAUCUCCGGGUCCCUUCCAGAACGGUUGCUCCCCUCUCUUCCGUUUCGGGCCCAGCCGCGAGCGCGCCCUGCAGCAGAGCGGAGACUCGCAGGUCGGAGGUGGCCCUCGUGGGCGCCGCGUCACACGGCGCGCGCGGGGGGGACGGAGGGAGCGGCGGGCCUGGGUGGGAGGCAAGCCGCGCGGCCGUCCGGGCGCGAGACGCGGCGGGGCGCGGCCGCCCCCCAGCAGCCGACUGCGACGCAGCCCGAGCCCCCGCUCGCUCCCUCCCUUCCCCCCCCGUGCGUUCGGGCCCGGAGCCCCUUUCCCGGCCUCCCCCGCCCUUACCCCCACCCGCUUCCCCCGCCCGACCCCCGUCCUCCGCCUGUGUGUGCGCGCUCUAAAUAAUUUCAUCCUUUUUGGCAAAAGAAAUAAUGCACCUGACUUUACCAGGGGGAAACAACCAGCCGAGCAGAACAAGAACAGAUGUAAAAGGAAUAAAAGGAGAGAGAAAAAGAGAUGAGACUCGUUUAAAGAAAUCCAGGGGCUGAAGAGGUGGCUGCCGCGGCCGAGGCAGCGGGAGCUUCCCUGGCGGCGCGAGCGGCGGGCCGCGGACGUUUCCAGCAGGCGCGGAUGUCCUCUCGGGAACUCCUGGGCCUGGCUCUGUUUGCCAAACAGUCUCUUCUUCUUUGGCUCACACACUGAAGAGGCUCCUGGAUAUUUCUGCCAUCCCGCCUCAAGCUGGCAGUUACCCGGGAGCCUUCCCAAGGAGCUGGCGGAGAAAUGAGUCCUUCUGGGCCGGAGACGGGCCAAGGGCGUCAGCAAGUGGGGGCGCGCGCCGGAAAGCGGCGAGGGUCAUCCCUCGGGCUGCUGGGCGGCGGCGGCGCUUCCGGGGCGCAGCGCUGCCUGCUCGGGCUCUACCUGCACGCGUGGCUGUGGGCGGCCUCGGGCUCAGCUGCCCAGGUGUUCAACCUCAGCCUUUCCGUGGACGAAGGGCUGCCUCCGGACACUCUGGUGGGCGACAUCCGCGCCGGGCUGCCGGCCGCACAGCAGCAGGAGGAGGGCGGCUUCUUUCUUUCCGAGGAUUCGGAUGACUCACCGCUGUUGGACGACUUCCACGUGCAUCCGGACACCGGCAUCAUCCGUACAGCGCGGCGCCUGGACCGCGAGCAGCGGGACCACUACAGCUUUGCGGCCGCCACGCUGCUGGGCGCAGUGGUUCAGGUGGAGAUCCGCGUCAACGAUGUGAAUGAUCACUCGCCCAGCUUUCCCUGCGAUUCCCUGCAACUUGAUGUCUCCGAACUCAGUCCUCCAGGUACCGCCUUCCGUCUGCCAGGUGCCCAGGACCCCGACGCCGGGCUGUUCAGCACACAGGGCUACACCCUCUUGCAACCUUCCGACCCUCCGCAGGACCCCGAAGGACCGUUCUUCCAGCUGCGCUACGGCACCCCAGGGUCACCAGCGUCGUCGCCGCCCUCCUUGACCCCGGAGCCCUUAGACCUGGUGCUGUUGCGGCGUUUGGACCGAGAAGCGGCGGCGGCACACGAGUUACUGAUCGAGGCGUGGGACGGCGGCCGCCCGCGGCGCACGGACCGCCUGCGUGUGGAGCUGCGCGUGCUGGAUGAGAACGACAACCCGCCGGUCUUCGAGCAGGGCGAGUACCGCGCCGCUGUGCGCGAGGACGUUCGGCCGGGAGCCGAGGUCUGUCGCGUGCGCGCCACCGACCGGGACCUGGGGCCCAAUGGCCAAGUGAGCUACCGCAUCCGCGCCCGGCAGCCGCCCGGGGCGAAUGGCGGCGGCGGGCCCCUGGGGGACGCGGCCUUCUUCACUGUGGAGGAGCUGAGCGGUGUGGUGAGGGUGCAGAGGCCGCUGGACCGCGAAGCGCAGGCCUGGCAUCAGCUGGUGGUCGAGGCCCGCGAUGGCGGAGCCGAGCCCGAGGUCGCCACAGUUCGAGUGUCCGUCGCUGUCCUCGACGUGAAUGACAACCGACCGGCCAUUCACCUGCUCUUCCUCACCGAGGGAGGCGCCCCGUGCGUUUCCGAGGGCGCCCGACUCGGCGACUAUGUGGCUCGCGUCUCGGUGUCAGACGCGGACGGUGAUCCAGAGAAGGAAGCAGGGGUUGCCGGUGAACUUGCUGUGGGCCCCGGAGGCGGGAGCAUCUCGCUGUCCUUGGAGGGCGGGGAGGGCGCCUUCACGCUGCGGUCUGGGGGUUCUCCAGGGAUUUUUUUCCUUUGCGUCGAGGGGCCCCUGGACAGGGAGAAUCGCGACCUGUAUGAUUUGCGACUGGUGGCCACCGAUGCCGGAUCCCCGCCGCUGAGCACGGAGGAAACGCUGCUGCUCCGGGUCGCCGACCUCAACGACCAGCCGCCUGUCUUCAGCCAGGAGCACUACCAGGCCUCAGUGUCUGAGGCUGCUGCCCCCGGCACCACAGCAGUGUGCGUCAGCGCCUCGGAUGCGGACGAGGCUGGCACGGACCACGCGCGGUUGCGCUACUCACUGGUCCACCUCCAGUCUCACUGCAGCCAGGAAGCUCCGUGGCCCACAAGAGAGUGCGGACCGUCCUUCACAAUCGAUCCUGAGAGCGGCGUGAUUAGCACCAUCCGGAGUCUGGACCGAGAGGUCCAGGAGGCGGUAGAGCUGAGCGUGGUAGUCCAAGACCUUGGAGAGCCCCCACUCUCUGCCACCUGCCUGGUAAGCAUCACCGUGGACGACGUGAAUGACAACGAGCCUAUCUUUCGGAGGCAGGUGUACAACGCCACUCUUGCGGAACAUGCCCCAGUUGGGCAUUGCUUUUUGCAGGUAAGAGCCUCUGAUGCAGACUCAGGACUCUAUGGCUUUAUUGAAUAUUCUCUUUAUGAUGGAUUCCAAAGCUAUGAAGCACCUCAAGCAUUCCAGAUCCACCCACACGAUGGGCAAAUCUGUGUUUCUCAAGAUAUUGACAGAGAGAGGGAUGCAGCCACCUACGAUCUCUUGGUGAAAGCUAAGGAUGGGGGUGGACUAAGUGCCCAAGCUUUUGUUCGUGUGGAACUGGAGGACAUGAACGAUAAUGAACCUGUGUUUAACCCAUCAACCUACGUGAUGAGCAUUAGUGGCCAGACCCAGCCAGGCACCGAGAUCGUCAAUGUUCUGGCCACUGACAGGGAUUCAGGGACAUAUGGAGCAGUGGCUUAUGAGCUGGUUCCCGGAGACCUGUCAUCCCUUUUUACCAUCGACUCCACCACAGGAAUUAUUUACUUAACAUCAACUCUUAGUCAUUUGGAUUCCACUACCCUUUCAUUGACGGUCUGUGCUCGAGAUGGUGGCGGGCUCACAUCUGUCAUUAAUGCUGACAUCACUAUACACAUUCUUCAGACAUCUCUGGCACCUGCUGAAUUUGAAAGGCUGAAGUACACCUUCUCAGUCUACGAAGAUGUGCCUGAAGACAGUCCUGUGGGAACAGUGAAAGCAAAAGAGUCCUUGAAUUCUUCAGAGCCAAUUUUUUAUAGAAUCUCCUCUGGUGAUAUGGAUGGAAAGUUCUCUAUUCACCAGUGGCUAGGCACCAUUCGAACCCGGAAGCCUCUGGAUCACGACACGCAGCCUGUGGUUGUGCUCACGGUGCAGGCGCAGCUCGGCAGCUCCCAGGCCUGCAGCAGCACAGAGGUCAACAUAACGGUAAUCGAUGUCAAUGACAACCAGCCCGUGUUCCCCAAGGCCGCUGAUGAGAUUAAAAUACCCCUGGCCACACCGCCGGGCACAGCCCUGUACCGUGCCCGCGCAGAAGACAGAGACAGUGGGCAGAAUGGCUUCAUCCGAUACACCAUUGCAAGCCAGAAUCCAAGCCGCUUUUCCAUGGACUCAGGGCUUGGUGUGGUGUACCUCAACGAGAGUCUGGGAGAGGACGCGCCCGCGAAGUGCACGCUGACGCUCGUGGCCCAGGACCUGGGCGUUCCUCCUAGAGCUUCCCUGCUGGUGCUGACUGUUGUCAUCGAAAGACAAGAGCAGAGCCCAUCCUUGUUCUUUGAAAAUUUGGUCUAUCAAGUGGAAGUGAGUGAGUCUCUCUCACUGAUGACCCAGGUACUGCAAAUACAGGCUUACGGGCUUGGCGCACAGCACGCAGCCUCGCAGCCUCAGUACUCGCUAGAACCCAGCGCGGACUCGGCCAUGUUCGGCCUCCACCCGUGCACAGGCUGGAUUUAUUUGCGGCGACAGCUUGACUAUGAAUCCGCGCGAACAUACAAUUUUAGAGUGUUUGCCUGGAUCCCGGAGGACAGAGUGUCACAAAAUGUGAGCACUUCAGUAAUUGUUCAUGUCCUGGAUGAGAAUGACAAUUCCCCUACCUUCCCGUAUGAUGUGUUGUUUUUGAAGGUCGAGGAAAGCCCCUUUCCCCAAGGGGUAAUAGGCAAAAUUACAGCAAUUGACAGAGACUCGGGAAAGAAUGGACAGCUGUCGUAUUUCCUUUUGUCUGAUGGAAAAUUCUUCAAGAUGAAUCCUAAUACAGGUGAAUUUAUCAGCUGGGCGGCCCUGGAUCACGAGCACCAGGCACAUCACCAGGUGACGGUCCUAGUGACAGACCGUGGCUCUCCCCCGCGAAACGCCACCAUGGUGGUUUAUGUCUCAGUUACUGACAUCAAUGACAACAGGCCAUAUUUCCCACAGUGUCCCAGUGGAAAGGAAUUACACAUCAAGGUUCUGGAAGGUCAACCAGUAAAUAUGUUGGUUACAACUGUAUUUGCAAAGGAUCUUGAUGAAGGAAAUAAUGCAGAAGUUACAUAUUCAGCAUCUUCAGAGGAUAGCUCUGACCACUUCAAGAUUGAUGCCAACAGUGGUGAAAUAAGAACAACCACAAUACUUUCGCAUGAUUAUAGACCUUCCUACACGGUGACUGUAAUUGCCAGUGACCAGGGAGUAUCUUCUCUACAAGAACGGGCAGUUAUUAAUAUUCAGGUGAUCCCACUACCCAAAGGGAGACCUGUCAUUUCUCAGAACAUUAGACAUUUAGUUAUACCAGAAAACUUGAAGCCUGCAAAAAUAAUGAGCUUGAUAAAGUCACCUGAUCACCUUCCACAUCAUCCUAAUGGAAAGUUACAUUUUAGUAUUGCUGCAGAUGAUAGGGACAGUCACUUUGCAAUCGACAGCUUGACAGGGGACGUGUUCCUUUCUAAGGAACUUGAUUAUGAAAUGACAUCUCACUAUCUCGUCAGGGUGGUGAUUAAAGACCCUAGCAAAACCCCUCCCCUGAAUAGCACAGUCUUCCUUAGUAUCGAUGUGGAGGAUCAGAACGACCAUUCCCCGUCCUUCCAAGAGCAGUUCGUUGUGAUAAGUGUGGAAGAGAAUGUCCCUAUAGGGACUCUGGUGCAUGUCUUCAAUGCCAAAGAUGGAGAUGGAAGUUUUUUGAACAGUAGAAUACAAUACUUCAUUGAAUCCCACCACCCUGGAACCAAUCCGUUUAUCAUCCACCCCUCCUUUGGCGCUUUAGUCACGGCGUCCCCCCUUGAUAGAGAAAGAGUUCCCUCCGUCGUCCUGACCGUAACUGCGUCCGACCAGGCUGCGAACGUGACGGACCGGCGACUGAGGUCGCUGACGGCGCAAGUAGUGAUUUUGGACGUGAACGACCACAGCCCCACUUUCAUGUCUUUUCCCAUCGCCCAUGUCAGAGAGGAUGCCAUGGCGGGCUCCUUGGUGCACCACAUAUCUGCUCAAGAUCCCGAUGAAGGAAGGAACGGAAGAGUAACAUACAGCAUCCUCUCGGGAGAUGAACACAGGGCCUUUAUGCUGGACGAGGCAUCAGGCUUACUAACGACGACUUGUCCCUUGGAUUAUGAAGUAAAAGCUCAGCACAUUCUGACCCUUCUGGCCCGGGAUGAUGGCAUACCAGCACUUUCUUCUUCCCAGACUUUGACAAUUACUGUUCUCGAUGUAAAUGAUGAGUCACCAGUAUUUAAGCAGCACCUGUAUGAAGCUUUAGUUAAAGAAAACCAAAAUCCAGGGGAGUUUGUCACAAGGGUUGAAGCUGUGGACAGAGAUUCAGGGAUCAAUUCCAAGUUUCAGUUUGAAAUCAUGCCAGGUGCUGCAUUUGGGUUGUUCAAGGUAAACCCUGACACUGGAGAGGUGGUGACAGCCGUCAGACUUGACAGAGAAGUUCAGGAAGUCUUCACCCUUCGAGUAUUAGCACGAGAUGGGGGAAUCCCUUCACUGUCAGGCACCACAACGAUUCUUUGUACUGUGGAAGAUGAAAAUGAUCACAUACCAGAGAUUAUUGUCCCCAGUCACCAUGUUGAAGUUCUGGAAAACCAAGAGCCACAGAUUGUCUAUACUGUUUUGGCCUCUGAUAUGGAUGCUGGCAAUAAUGGAGCUAUCAGGUAUCGUAUAAUUGAUGGAAAUACUGAUGAGUACUUUGCAAUUAAUGAAACAUCAGGAGAACUGUCAACCAUUCGUCCUUUGGACCGAGAGCAAGUCAAGAAUUUUACCCUUGUCAUCCUGUGCUCAGAUCUGGGGGACCCACCCAGGAGCUCAAUAGCACAGCUGCAAGUUAAGGUUUUGGAUGACAAUGACCACAGCCCUUCCUUUCCCACACUUUAUUACCAAUCCUCUGUGAGAGAAGAUGCUCAGGUGGGAACAGUGGUUCUUGUGCUGUCCGCAGUGGACAAGGAUGAAGGCCUGAAUGGGCAAACUGAGUAUUUCCUGACAGGGGAGUCUUCUGACAUGUUCACCAUUGACCCUGCGGCAGGCAUAUUGAGAACCAGCCGUGCCCUCGACCGAGAAGCCAGAUCACUGCACACGUUGAGGGCUGUAGCCAGAGACUGUAGCAUCUGGGGUUCAAGAAGCACCACAGUAAUUAUAAAAGUCCACGUCACUGAUGUUAAUGACAAUGAUCCAGUUUGGGAACAGAACCCCUCUGAAAUUUUUCUUUCCCCCCAGUCACCUAUAAACCAGACAGUGACCAUUCUGAGAGCCAGUGACCCAGACUUGGGGCCCAAUGGAACUGUCAUUUUUAGUUUUGCAGAGACCCAGUCAAUGUUUUCUAUUGAUAAAUAUACAGGAGAAAUUCAGCUUCAGCACAACCCAUCGUCAGAAUAUUUUCCAUUCUGGCUGCAGUUAAAAGUUAUGGACCAAGGGCUUCCGGCUAGGACAGCCACUGGUCUCUUGGUCAUUCAUAUGAAAGGAGAAGAUGUAAAGAUUUCCUUCAGCCACCAUCUGUAUGAAGGGUCUGUGAUGGAAAAUUGUGAUUCAGGUACUUCUAUUGUGACUGUAAAAGCUUUUGCUCCUGAUUCAAUUCAAGACAGCAUUAAGUAUUCAAUUUUUAAUGGAAAUGAAGAUGGAGUUUUUUCCCUGUCCUCCAACUCAGGAGAACUCACAGUGAAAGAACCCCAGUUUCUUGAUUCUGAAGUCAGAAAUGAAGUACGACUCAUUGUUUUGGCUGAAAGUAUGGGGUAUAGAGCCUACAGCAAAGUAGCUGUCUUGAUAGAAGACACGAAUGAUAAUUUACCACGCUUUGAGCAAAGUGUUUACCAUGUGUCAGUGUCUGAAGGCCGCUUCCACAAUGCUCACAUCAUACAGGUCUCUGCCGCAGACCCGGACCGUGGGUCGAGCGGCCUCGUCGAGUACUCCAUUCUCUCUGGCAACCAAGGACAAGUGUUCCAGAUCGACAGCCUGAGCGGUGCGGUAACAGCAAACGCGAUUAUGGAUCAUGAGCUCGCCAGCGCCUACAGCUUGAUUGUUCAAGCCACAGAUAAAGGGAUGCCCAGGCUUUCUGGAACAAGUGUGAUCAAGAUACAAGUGACUGAUAUAAAUGACAAUGCCCCAGCUUUUCUCCCCUCUGAAGCAGUGGAAAUUGCAGAAAAUUCUUUGCCUGGUGUCAUUGUGACUCAGGUAUCAGUUCAUGAUGUGGAUGUGAACCCAUCUUUCAUCUUCAAUUUCGUCAAAGAGAGUAAUCCUGGCUCCAAGUUUGCUAUUGAUCCAAACACAGGAGUAGUGGUGCUUGUGAAACCUUUGGAUUUUGAAGAAGCUACUGAAUAUAAGCUGCUCAUCCAAAUCUCUGAUAUGGUCCACCACACAGAGGGAACACUCAUCAUCCACGUGUUAGAUGUCAAUGAUAACCCACCAGUAUUUUCUCAAGAUUCUUACCAGGCUGCUGUUCCUGAAUUGGUACCUGUGGGGAGCUCUGUGCUGACUGUGGCAGCCACGGACCGAGAAAGCAAUGACAACAUUUCUUACAGAAUCCUUUCAUCUUCUAAGGAAUUUUCAAUUGAUCCUAUGAAUGGCACAAUAUUUACUAUCAACCCAAUAUUACUUCUGGAUGAAAAAUCAACAGUUCGAUUUCUUGUUGAAGCCAGCGAUGGUGGAAUUCCUGACCUGAAGGCUCUUACCUUAGUAGAAAUAGAAAUACAAGAUAUGAACAAUUAUGCCCCUGAAUUUGCAGUAGAAUCCUAUAAUCUUAGCUUGAGUGAAGAUGCACGAGUUGGAGGCACACUUGUCACAUUUUCAACCACUGACCAUGACUGGACCCGUGAAAACACACAUGCUGAAUAUUCCAUCAUCAGUGGUAAUGCACAGAACAAUUUCCACGUGGAAAUUAGUUUCAUUCCUUCACAGUAUCCUUAUAAGCAGAUUGGUUAUCUGGUGUUGCUUCACAGUCUGGACAGAGAAGCAGCUGCCAGUCACAAGCUUAUAAUUCUGGCCUCUGACCAUGGCUGCCCUCCACUGAGUACCACAGCCAUGAUAUCAAUAGAAGUGCUUGAUGUCAAUGAUAAUCCGCCUGAAUUCGACCAUCUGAAAUAUCACACCCACGUCAAGGAAAGUACCCCCCUCGGGAGUCACAUCGCUGUGGUCUCAGCAACCGACCGUGAUGUGGGUUCACAUGCAGAAAUCAUCUACCACAUAAUCUCUGGAAACGAGAAGGGACAUUUUCACUUAGAAGAAAACACUGGUGUGAUUUAUUUGAUUAAACCUCUGGAUUAUGAAGAAACUAUACAAUUCACUUUAACUGUCCAAGCUUCAGAUGAAGAAAGGAAACAUUUUUCUUUGGCACUUGUGCUUGUCAAUGUCCUAGAUGAUAAUGACCAUGCACCUCAGUUUAUCUUCUCAAGCUUGAAUUGUGUUGUUCCUGAAAAUUUGCCAAUUUUCUCCACCGUAUGUUCUGUAAAUGCUUUGGAUUUUGAUGCAGGUCCUUACAGAGAAUUGACCUAUUCUAUUUUAUCACCCUGUUCUGUCACUCCUGGGGUGCUUCAAGAUCAUGAUCUCUUCCUCAUUGACCCUUUAACAGGAGACAUUCGUGCUAAGCAAGUCCUUGACUAUGAAAAUGGCAGUAAAUACUGCCUCACAGUUCAGGCAAAAGACAAAGGUGACUCAAGUGCCUCCUUAAUGGUUUGGGUGGAUAUUGAGGGGAUAGAUGAGUUUGAACCCAUUUUCACUCAAGAUCAAUAUUUUUUCAACCUCCCAGAAAAGAUUAACCUAAGACAGUUGAUUGGCAGAGUGGAAGCAUCAGACGCAGACUCUGGUAUUGAUGGAGUUAUUCUUUACUCCCUUGAUACUCCAUCUCCUUUCUUUUUAGUAAAUAAGACCAAUGGAAAUAUUUACUUGGCUAGAGCCCUCCCCCUAGUAAAAAGUCAAGUCAGCAAAGAAGACACCAUUGAAAUGAAAAUAAUUGCUCACAGCCCCAAACCGGACUCAAAGUUUACAUCUUGCACUGUUUUUGUGAAUGUGUCGUUUUCCUCAGAAGGAAAGCACUCAGCAGUGUCAGGUAGCAACUUGUCAACCAGCCUCAUGGUCUCCUUUUUAGUGUUUCUGUUACUCAUUGUUGUUCUAGUUGUACUGAUUUUAAGAUAUAAACAAAAGGAUGCAAUAAACAACUAUGAAGAAAAGAAAACAUCUGCAUCCUUAGGCAUCAGUCUGCAACUGAACAGGGACACCAGCAUGCCUGAGCCUUUCCUGAAAACCAGCGAGCGCAGUAAUGAGGUGGUGCCCAUGGACUCCUUGCCUGAAUGGCUGAGUUUGAUCAAUAUCAUGGAGAAAGACAUUAUGAAUCUGUACAGGCACUCAAACUCCAGUGGCCACUGUUCUGUGGAAGGAGAAACCGCUGAAGAUAAGGAAAUCCAGAGGAUAAAUGAGCAUCCUUACAGGAAGGACUCUAGCUCCGCUCUGAGUGAUCGGGAAUCCAGGGUGCCAGACUCCGGCAUCCCAAGGGACUCAGACCAACUGUCCUGCCUGUCUGGAGAAACCGAUGUGGUGGUCACUGCCGAAAUAGCAGAAGCCAGCCAGACAUUUGAGGAAGGGGAUCGAGAAGAAGGCUAUGGCACAACCUAUGUUCAAAAUAGUGUGUUACCCCAGGCCCUGAAGAAGAGAGAGAUGAAAGAGGGCGUCCUGGCUGAAGUCAGAAAGGAGUCUGUCUUUAUUUCAAGUGAUCAGGAAGCAAGACGUGUAGCUCCUUCCACCCAGAGAACCUCUGAUGAGGACGUGAGUGGCGACUGUCACUGGGAUUAUGUCCUCAGCUGGGAACCCAGAUUCCAGCCUCUUGCCUCAGUAUUUAGUGAUAUUGCAAAACUAAAGGAUGAACAUUUACACAUGCCUAGCAUUCCAAAAGAGAAAAAAUCUUUUGUUUUUCCACCACCUUUGAUAACAGCUGUUGCCCAACCUGGGAUUAAAGCAGUGCCUCCAAGAAUGCCAGCCACAACCCCAGGCCAGCUGCUUCAGAAACACCCACACUUCCCCCUCCCCUACCGUGUCAGUUCUCUGCCAGAAGCCAUGACUCCCAGUUUUUCCCCAUCUCUUUCCCUACUGACCACCCAGACCCCUGCUGUGCCUCCACUGUUGGCAGAUGGAGAGUUAUUAGACACACAUCUAAGUGGUACAUGCCAUGAAUUCAAAGCAGAAGAUGAAGCUCAGAUAUAAAACGAUCGUGAUGUCAAGCCCCUGCUCACCACUGGUCACGAAUGACUGAGCAAAACAUUCUUGAGCAAGCUCCUGGAAAGUAGCUUCAUUUUAUCUAUGAGUAAGUGAUAUUAUUUAGUCAGGGUUUUUAGAACCUCCUCAUUUAAGUUUCUCAAAUUUCUUCCAGCCAGCCUGAAUGAGAAGUUACCCCCUCUUUUAACCUCUAUGUUUUGCUCUCAGGACUCAAGUUUGUAUAUAGUAAGUAGUGUAUAUUCUAUCAUACCUGGUUUUCUGUAUGAGUAGAUUUCCAAAGGACACAGUGAACUUGGCUGACCACCAAAAUGUUUCUAUGAAACUAAAUGGGAAUACAGGGCAGUCUCGUCACACUACUGCUGGUUACGCAGCUGUAGCUAAAACAAACUCGCACAGUCUGACUAAGGAGUGAGCACAGGACAGAAAACAACCGAGAGAAGAAUUUGGAAAGAUAAACUUAAGUUUUCAACUGAAGUGGUUUUCUAUAGAUUUGGUAUAUUUACAGAUGCAUUUCUCCACUUUUCCUAUAUGCCACACUUGUGGAAGUUAGCUGUAAGUUUAACUUCAUUGUGCCUUUUGGAAAUCUAAUGCGAAAUUAAAAAUGAAAUUUGUCAUAAUGCUGUGCAAAAUAAGAAAACAGUUCCUGAUUAAAUGAACCAGAAGUAUCUGUUCUUGACAAUGGACCAGGAUUUGAUGAAAGCAAUAAGUAAGGUUGGCUUCCACUUCCACCUCAGACGUGUUUCCUUGGCCUUCUUUACAAAUAGAAUGAUUUUUAUUUUCAAUGCUCUGUCUUGUAACAUGGUACGGGUACAGACAUUAAACUUUGAAGAUUUUAAUCUACAUUUAAAUUUGUAGAUAUUUCUUCAUUUUAUUUUCUUUUAGAUACAGCAAUUUUGGCAAGAAAUAAUUUAUCCACUCAGUGUCAGUUUUAAAAGAGAGUAUAGAUAAAAUUAUGUUAUUAGCUAAUAAUAAAUUUCAUAGAGUACCUUAGCCAUAUAUUUUUAAUGAAGAUUUUUUAUAUAAAUGUUUCCACUCUAAAAGUUAAGAGUGGAUGUCUGAAAUCCUUCUUCCAUUUGUUCACACAUUUAGCUUUAAUUGUCAUUAGAUGGAGCAGUUUGGCAACAUGGUUAAAAUAAUUGUUCAGCACAGCUACUGUUUCAGAAAUAAUAGUGGUGUCUGGUACUCACAUAUAAUGCUAUAUCCUUCUCUCUGAUGAACCUAAGAAUCCAUCAAAGAUUCUUGUCCCUUCCAGGAAAGCAGAGCACUUUCCUAUAAUGAUGGUCCAGCAGCUGUCCAUGGUUGGCAACAUGGCCAGGCUUGCAAAUAAGAGUUUAAGAUUUUAAUGGCAAUCUAGAGGGCAUCUGAUACGCUUUUCUUAGUAGUUGAUGUGGGCUUCUGCUAUAGAAAUAUUUCCUUUAUUUUUCUCAAUAGGCCUCAUCUGUAAAAUUAUGUGAGAUAGCUAAUUUUUCUUUACUGAGGAAUAUCACAGAAUGCCGUGCUUAAUGGCUAGUUUUGUAGAUAAAUAGUUCUAAGACUUCCUUUGCUGAUUUCAUCAUUUAUACAUAUCUUUGCUAACUCUUAAAUUGAGAACAAGUGUAAAAAACCACAUCAGAAAUUGUAUGAAACAUGAAAGGUUUUGGACAAGCCUGGAAUCCUAGGGAAAGUCAUUUAGGCAUGGAACACUUAAAUAUUAAAGAAUGAAUGCAUGUCUCUCCUUUUUCUUCAUGGCAUUGGGGAAGAAAAUUUCAUGGUUUUUCUAAAAAAAAAAUCACCAUUUAAUCAUUUCAGUGUUCCAGUAUUUAUUCCCUCUUUGACUUCCUUCAAAAGAUUACUUUGAGCAUAUGAAGAAAUUCUACACUGAUUUUUUUUCUAGUUAUAUAUGGAAGUUUUGUUUUGCAACAGGCUGGUUUCUAGGAACCAAGAACAUUUUGGUGUUUUUAAUUAAGCAGGUUCUUUAUUUCCUUAUGCUUAAAAAGAGUUAUCCAUCUAACUCUUCCCUAAGUUAUUUGUUUAUGAUUUAGUACUCAUUCUGGACAUGAUUCUGCAUUUUUUCUAGACAUUUAAUAAAAAAAGGAGACAUGAA
Manis pentadactyla (Chinese pangolin) is the source of this 13915-nucleotide messenger RNA. RefSeq names its product dachsous cadherin-related 2 (gene DCHS2). The coding region runs from base 1738 to 11820 and encodes 3360 amino acids. Gene Ontology annotation, cellular component: plasma membrane. Lineage: Eukaryota; Metazoa; Chordata; Mammalia; Pholidota; Manidae. The record is from RefSeq and is a predicted model, not a curated record. Gene Ontology annotation, biological process: homophilic cell-cell adhesion. Gene Ontology annotation, molecular function: calcium ion binding. The transcript has 20 exons.